This is a messenger RNA of Onychomys torridus (southern grasshopper mouse), 2590 nucleotides long. Its product is annotated as tumor necrosis factor receptor superfamily member 14-like. Gene Ontology annotation, cellular component: external side of plasma membrane. The coding region runs from base 1088 to 1966 and encodes 292 amino acids. The transcript has 8 exons. Gene Ontology annotation, molecular function: protein binding. Lineage: Eukaryota; Metazoa; Chordata; Mammalia; Rodentia; Cricetidae. Gene Ontology annotation, biological process: positive regulation of peptidyl-tyrosine phosphorylation; positive regulation of cytokine production involved in immune response; defense response to Gram-negative bacterium. The record is from RefSeq and is a predicted model, not a curated record.
AGAUGUUUUUGGUCAUGGUAUUUCAUUACAGCAAUAGUAAUCCAAACUAGGACAACUAGUCAGCACCCAGAAAGAGCUGUGGGUGGGUUAGAGCCUGGUGUCUUCUAGGCUGGCCCACAGUGUUCCCCGGAACAGGGUGUGUUUUAGAUGUGGGCAAGACUUGAAUAUGAGGAAAACCAGCCCAGGGCUGGGAUGCCAGCCAAGCCUAUGAGUGUGGUGACCAAUUUGAUUAUAUGGAACAAUCACGUGUGGCUAAUUAACGGACAGUAGAGGGGAGAGAGCCAACAGCACAGAUCGAAGGAUCUUGAGGAACUUGAUUUUCUGUGUUCUGUUGGAGUUGCUCAGUCCUCUUUGGAGCCUAGGUCUAUAGUAUGGCCCCCACCUCCAGGCUUACUGAGGUCCAUGCUCAAAUAGGGUAGCUCUGGGGGCCAGCAUAUUACUUUGUAGUAAGAAACCUCAUCCACAUCUACAGAAGGAAAAUAGGACUGUUCUGCUUGUUCCCUCUCUGGGGACAGGUGGGGAAGCCCACAACCUGCCUAAGGCUGACAAGGAGUCCUGCUUCACCCUUCGAGGAUAAAGGCUGGCUUCUGUUCCUAGGGUCCCAUGUACUCCGAAGUAUGUAGGCUGAGAAACUGGGUGAUGGUAAAUGGUGUUGGGGAAUAUCCCUGACACGGUAACUGGGAAGUGACUAGAAGCUCCUGAGGGAGGGUUCUGUGAGAAGGGUGUGUUGGGAGGAAGGUCAAUAGAUAAAGUUCUCAUUUGCUUGAGGCUGAGGUUCAGCUGUCAGUCCGUCUGUCAGAAAACUCAAGGUGAGCAACAAGGAAUUUGCAGUGCCCUGGGAGAAAGAUGUACUUCCACGGAGCAUAUAUUCAGGCUGGGACUGUACAAAGAAGAACUUGGUAAUGUUCCUGUACUGCUUCUGUGGCUGAGGCUUCAUCUUGAAUCUUGGAGCUGGCCCUCCCAGCACCUUCUACCCCCAUCCAUUUGGUGCAGCCCAUGUGCAAAGCUCAGAACCCUGACUGCAUGUCUCUUUCAUUUUCACUUUUUGCUGAUGGGCUGAGGAGGGUGUGUGUGAGGCCCAGAGCCCAUGGGGCUCCCGGCCUGCAGUGUCUUGAUCAGGAACAUGGAACCUCUGCCAGGAUGCGGGUCUUCACCCUGGAGCCAGGCCCCCACAGCCAACACCUUCAGCCUGGUGUUGUGUGUCUUCCUUUUGAACUUCCUGUGCUGUCUCUCUGUCCAGCCCUUAUGCAGAGAAGAGGAGUAUUCUGUGGGGGACGAGUGCUGUCCCAUGUGCAACCCAGGUUACCAUGUGAAGCGAGCCUGCAGUGAGUUUACAGGCACAGUGUGUGCCCCCUGUCCCCCACAGACAUACACUGCCCAUGCAAAUGGCCUGAGCAAAUGUCUGUCCUGUGGAGUUUGUGAUCCAGACAUGGGCCUAGUGACCUGGCGAGUGUGCUCCAGCCGGGAGGACACUGUGUGCCGCUGCAGUCCAGGCUACUUCUGUGAGGCCCAGGAGGGUGACCACUGCUCUACAUGCUUGCCGCACACCACCUGCCCUCGGGGACAGAGGGUCCUGAGGAGAGGUAAUUACAGCCAUGACACUGUAUGUGCUGACUGCCUGAUAGGGACCUUCUCACCUGGAGGGACUUGGGAGGAAUGUCUGCCCUGGACCAGGUGCAAUGCAUGGUUUCAGAAAGAAGUGGAACAUGGGACCAGCAGCACAGAUGUCUCCUGCUCCUUCUCCUGGACCUUCUACGUCGUUUUCAUCUCUUUGGGCCUUUUGGCAGCUGUCCUAAUAGUCUACAUCUACAUUAGAAGAAAAAGGCCACAUGCCAGACCAGGGGCCAGGGAACUGGAGCACCUGCAGGGGCAGAAACAAGAGAACACUGUCAAGUUUCCAGUCACUGAGGUUGGGUUUGCUGUGACUGAGGAGGAGACAGCUUUCAACCCUGUGAAUUCUGGAUGACAAGAUACCUAGGAGGCCCUAGUGGGAAACUUCCAUAUGUCUGUGGAGCGUGGCUGCUGCCCUGGGCUGCUCCAGUGCCAAGACAUACAGCAGCAGAGAUGUGGUUUUGGCUCAGAGUCAAGGAGUUGCUUUGCCAUUCUUACUGCAAAUGGGGUCCAGGGGCCUUUUCAUUUCCCCAUCUGCUCCCAUGUGCCCCUUCAUCCAAAUCCUGGGAGGUGAUGACCCAAAACCUCCAGUAUCAAUGACAGCUACCAUUGACCCUACUCCUGUCUCUUCCCACCAGCUCAGAACAGCUCAGUCUAAACCCUAGGCCUCUGCCUGUCCUGGAUAUGUGAAGCCUAGGCCUGUUCAUCUAGUGGGCUAGUGAGCACUGCCUCCUGGGUCUGGGGUGUACCUAGUGAGAUGCCAGGCACGUGCUUGACCACUGAGCUGUAUCCCAACACUCUUUUCACUGUUAUUUUGAGGCAGAGUCAUGUGAAAUUGUCUGGGUCCACUUUGGACUCAUUCUGUGUCUCCAGCAAGCCUCAAACUUGACCCUCUACCUCAGCCUUUAAAGUAACUGCAGUUACCUCUGUGGGCCUCCAGGUUGGGCCACAGUCACUUCCUGUUCUUCUCUUCUCUUCU